Molecule: messenger RNA, 3294 nt
Organism: Stylophora pistillata
Lineage: Eukaryota; Metazoa; Cnidaria; Anthozoa; Scleractinia; Pocilloporidae
Product: gasdermin-E
Biological process (GO): programmed cell death
Cellular component (GO): cytoplasm
Source: RefSeq, a predicted model, not a curated record
CGUUGGCUAUCUAUCAUCUCAUAUCCAACGCGCGCUCGUGGAAUAAUUGUUAAGUAGAUUAAUGGUAUUAGUUAUUGGGACGUGAUAUGGACCUGACAUGAAUGCUUUUCCUCGGAUCGUGCCCAUUCCCGCAAGAUGUCGCUGUAAACAUUUCCCAGCAUGCUUGUCUAUAAUCGUCCAUAUUGAACAUAAAUAUGGCGCUGUUCGAAGCUUGUUCUAAACAGUUUGUCAAAGAUACGGGGCGAUCCACCCUUCGUCCAAUUCUUGAUUUAAACACGUCUACACGUAGUAGUAUUCUGUGUGUUGUAACAAAAAAAAGAAGCCGUUGGUUUUGGAAGACAGACACAUAUAAGUCUACACCUUUUACUUUGAAUGAGCUGUUAACGAAGCCAGUUCAUAUCAAAGGUCAUAUUGAAAAAUCCACCUUCAUCUCAAAUUACAAAAAUGAACCAAAGUUCCACAUCAGUGGUAAACUGGGAGGCAAGAUUGCAUCAGAGUUUGGAAUUGAUGCAUCUGCAGUAGACUCAUUUACUAUCAGCAUGGAUGUAGGAACUGUUUUGAAAAGAGAAGUCACAUGGGUUAACUUGAAGAAGGCUCUAGCAGACACAACAUUGAAUUUGGGUCAUGAAUAUGUGCAGUACAUUUGCACCAAACAGAGAAGAAGUCUGUGUAUCAUUUAUGAAACAGUUGCAACUCAAGGAGACACAGACCUUGCUUCAGAUUCUAGGGAGGAAGGUGAUGCAAGUGUUAGUACUGGCAAACCCAAGUUCUCUAUCAGCUUGAGUGGCUCGGUAGAAUUGGAACACCACCGUUCAUAUGAACUCCCCAGUAAUACAAUAUUAGGAUAUGCUUGUUAUGAAGCACAAUUUGACUUAGACACGGGAACCUUUGAGCUGGUUCUACCUGAUGCCACAGAUGGAGGAGGAGAGGUUGGCAUGAAUUAUUGUUUGUUUGAUGAACCAGAUGGACAGAAAGAUAAAGCCUUAAAAGCUGUCUUUGAUGACCUUCUGAAGUCUCCGCUACUUGGCAAGAUCAUUGGUCUCUAUAAGGAAAUUCUUUCCUAUCCACAAGCUGUUGCGCCUCUUAGGGACAUGUUGGAGAAAGCAUUAUCAGCUGUUGAAAAGAAGAAUUUUGAGCCACUUGAAAUGAAAGAAUUCCAGACCAAAGCUGGACCAGGUUAUGGACCUCUCAAGGACCUUCUACCUCUGAUAGGAUUCAACAUUGAUGAUUCAGGAGAAGGCAGUUUAACAUUCUCCCAAAGUCCUGAAGAUGGGUUGUUGCAAUGCUGCACUGCUCUUGCAGAAGCUCUUGUUGAACUCUCAGCUACUCAAUGUCAGACAUUAAAAGAAGUGACUUCCCAAUACCUGGAGCCGCUGUUGUAUCUGCUCAAAAAUACAAUGUUUGGUAAGAUGACUUCAAUAGAUGAUCCACUACUUCAAAGGCUGUGGACACAUUCAUCAAAUCCUGCCAAGAAAUUCCUUUUGUCUGUUGGAUUUGAUCAGGUUAUGGAAGGGAAUCAAAAGGUUUUGCGCCUGAAGUGGGACUUUGAACACAUCUCCCUUGAAGAUGUUUAUGUUGCAGUUUUUGUUAUGUGCACCAAGAUUUAGCACACAGAUUCAUCAUUGUGAUUCUUGAGCAGCUGACUCUUAUCAACCUGGCAGUGGGGAUCGAGGAAUCACUGUUCCUUGAUCAAGCUUGCUAAAGUUGUUAAUUCCAUGAUAAUUAUGCAGUAUCCUCUCAGAGUAAUUUCUGAAGGUUUCUCGUGCAUUAUUUAAAACAGCUGAUUGAAGACUGCGCACAUCUGUGUGGUCUGUGGUUCAACUGAACAGAGGUGAAAUAAAGAAGGAAGGGAAAGGAAAGGAAAGGAAAAAAAAAUAGAGGUAAUGUUUUGUUGGUUGUGCCUUUUCUUUAUCUAGUGGGGUUUGUGGAGCCUUGCAUUGCAAAUAACUGCCUUGCCUUUUUGAAAACAAUCAUUGACAGAGGAAAAGGUUAUAAUAUUAAUACUAAGAUUUAGUGUAAAUUAUUUGUAGUGGCACUUCUUGAUUAUUAAAAUGUAGUAGACAUUUAAAGACAUUUAAAUGUAGUAGACAUCUAAAGUAAUGAACAUAACAUGUAAAAAAAUAUUGACCUUGUUAUUUCCCUCUUUUUUGUUACUUGUUGAAGAAGCUAACAUGUAGUCAAAAUUUAGGUAUGAGUUUUCCUGUGUGGAACCUUGGUUAAAAAUCACACUUUGACUGUAUCAUACUAUUGUACAUGUAAGAAUUUUUGUGUGUGAAAAAUUGUGAAAAUAAACUAAGUUAUAGAUAAUUUGGUUUUAUCAACUAAGUUGAAAUUGGUUUCCAUGAAGAGUUAAAAAGCUGACAUUUUGAGGGUUAGCAUCAGUGCAAAUGAAGUUAUAGAUAAUUUUUUCCUCUCAAACUUUUAUUACUAUGAAAUUAAAGAUAAAAUUAUAUCAUGUACAUGAUUGUACUCAUUCUGAAUUUUGAUGUGACUUUAUCAAGUCUAAAUAAACUUUAAAUGGUUGUUAAGUUCAUCCAUGAAAUGGGGAAAUCUGUAUAGAGAUCACCAAUUUAUUGAAUUUUGUCCUGCUGAAAUUAUUUGGAAUGUGUGUGGAAAGUGACCAUGCUUGUUGCACAUAAGCAACAUUUUUUAUCCAAUAGAUUGAUUAUUUGAAGAUUGAACAUGUGACCACAGUUAAGUCUGCUUGUGUCAAAUUCCAAAAUGAACAUUUUAUGUGUUAAUAUUUGGAAAACACUAUCCAUCACAAGCUCAGUGUUUCUAAUCGUGAUUGUUGUGUCAGUUCAAUGAAUGAUUUUUUCAUUUGAAAUCAUUUCAAUCUUCGAUAAUUUAUUUGAAAAGAAUAAGUAGGGGGCAACAAGCUGUUUGAUUGGCUCUCUUGGCUGAAACAGCUUUUAUUGAUAUGAAUUCCUUAUUUUUCAAAGGUAUGUACUAGGCACUAAUGAACAGAACUGUUAAUAUGUGUCGAUGGACCAAUUUAUUUUUUCAUUCAAUUAGAUUUUAUUUAAAAAUUAUGUUCCAAAACUUUUUCCAUUUGCUGCAAUCAUUUUUAGCUCAGGUGCUAUCCAAAUUGAUUACUUUCCAUUUGAAUGGCAAAAAUUCAAAGAUUUCUAUAAAUGUAAAUGGAUGGCAAAUGGAUAGACAGAGUAAACACAAACAUGAAAAGAUUGGAGAAUAUUCCAAUUUCAGUUCUAAUUACUGUACUAUAGAGACAAACACCCUAUUAACAAUCUCUACUGUAUCAAAUGUGAAGUGAAAAAUAAAAAGUUAGCUGAA